GGCUGAUAGCUCCCGUUCGGACUUUCUGCCACUUGUCGCGGUCGCCGGAUCCGUUCUUUUGUGGUUUCGGUCAGCCCAUCGGUGCAACCUCGUAUUACUCCCGCUCCUGCCAGAUAGUGAUACUGUCGCAGCUUCAUAAUUGGGUGCUUUCCCACGUCCGGCAGAGAUAUCACAAUCAUGGCGCAACCUCCUUAUCCCCUCCACGAGACCGUCGUCGGCCGCAUCAGCCCCGAGUACGCCGCUUUCUACAACCAGCACAUAUUUGACAAGCAGCAGGUGCACUUGCAGCCCAUCGAGGCAUCGAGGAGCAGCGGCAUUCUGAUUCCCGGCGCCGGCCCCUUGCACCCGGUCGCCACCACUGCUGACUACUCAGUCCGCCGGGCCGAGAGCCAAGGCCCCGACGUCAAGGUCCGCUGUUUCACCCCUGAGGGUCCCAAACCCGAUGCCGGCUGGCCCGCCUGCGUCUACUUUCACGGCGGAGGCUGGGUUCUUGGCACCAUCGACACGGAGAAUGUCAUAGCGUCUCACCUGUGCGCCCGGGGCCGCUCUGUGGUGGUCGCGGUAGACUACAGACUGGCCCCCGAGGACCCGUUCCCCGCUGCCGUGGAGGAUGCGUGGGAGGCGGUACUAUGGGUGCGAGGCCAGGGGCAGCAAAUCCUCGGCCUCGACACGAACGAGAUGGCAACUGGAGGCUCGUCGGCUGGUGCCAACCUGGCGGCUAUUAUGUGCCAGCGAUCGGCGGCCCGCGGGAGACAGUGGUUCUCGCUGCAGCUGCUGUCGGUCCCUGUCAUGGACAACCGGCCCGACGCCGGUGAAGACAGCAACCACGGCCACGCGUCGUGGACCGACAACCAGUACUCGCCGGCUCUCCCCGCGGCAAAGAUGCUCUGGUACCGGCGCCACUACCUGCCCAACGGCCCGCAAGAGUGGGCGCAUCCCGAGGCCAGCCCGCUGCUGUGGGAGGGGAACUGGUCGGCGCUGCCGAGGGCGUGCAUGGUCGUCGGCGAGCUGGAUGUCCUGCGGUCUGAGGGCGAGGCGUUUGCCUGCCGGCUGCGCGACGCUGGGGUGGAUGCUGAUGUCACUGUCAUGCGCGGCCAGCCGCACCCCUUCAUCGCAAUGGAUGCCGUGCUAGAAGAUGGUGCUAGAGCCAUCACGCUGUUCUGUGAAGCCCUGAGCCAGGCCAUUUACAGAAUUCCAACGAAGGGCCUAAAAAGCCCGCCAGAGAUGGCGGGCAUUGAAGUUCAACAUUUGGAGAGGGUUAGACGAGGCACUGACAGGGUAUAAGUCAGACGGAUCCCUUGUAGUGGUCAUGAUGGGCUCGUGAAAAGCCACUUAUGGCCUCAUAACGAUUUCGUCACAUAGGGGGAUCGAAAGUUUGAACUAUACAAUUAUAGGGCGUUUAGUGUGACGGCGCCAGCUCACAGCACCCACUACCACUGCGCUAGAACCCCCAAAAGGAUGCCAGAAUUGC
Molecule: messenger RNA, 1471 nt
Organism: Lasiosphaeria miniovina
Lineage: Eukaryota; Fungi; Ascomycota; Sordariomycetes; Sordariales; Lasiosphaeriaceae
Product: Alpha/Beta hydrolase protein
Exons: 2
Coding region: 178-1284 (368 amino acids)
Molecular function (GO): hydrolase activity
Source: RefSeq, a predicted model, not a curated record